GUAGUCAGGAUAAGGAGAUUCGGAAAAGUUUUAAGAAACGCGAGCUGGCCUCGCAAAUUAGCAUUUGGAUUGAUAAGUGGAAGGAUAAUUCGAAGGAUACUUCGUAGAAUAUUGGUUGAAAGUUAUCAUGGACACGACAGAAAAUAGCACAAAAAUGGACAAAAGCUCGCCCGCGCUGUCGCCAACUUCAAGUAUAUUUUUAGCCCUUAUGCUGGUUUUAACAGCUGUUGUGAACAUCAUCUCCAAUGUGUUAGUAUUGGUCAUUUUAGCGCGAAACAACCGCCUUCGUACAUGUACGAACGUUUUCAUCGCUAAUUUGAGUGUGGUGGAUCUUUUGGCAGGUAUGAUUUUAAUACCUGCAGCUGCCGAAUCGCUUUUUUCGCAAGAUGACCAGCAAAUAGCUGACAUGAGCUAUGCUCUAGUCUGCGAAUUCUACGGCUUUUUGAAUUCGCUUUAUGGAAUCGGCUCCUCAUUAACGGUCGCAGUAAUAGCUUUGGAUCGUUACCACAGUAUUUUAAACUGUCUACAAUACGAAACGAUCGUUACUCAACGGAGAACAGCGUUGCUAAUAGCUUGGAUUUGGCUACAGGCAAUUUUUGUCUCGCUGUGUCCUCUUGUGGGCUGGGGAACGUUUUCACUUAACCCCAGUCAACGAUGUUCUUGGUAUUCUCCUGACAAAAAUGGAUUUAUUUACUUCAAAACAGCUACCUGCGCGAUACUCCCUUAUGCGGUUACAGUUUUCUGUUACAUUAGGAUUCACGUUGUGGCAAGAAGGCACGCUAGAACGAUUGUAAACAUUCAAAUUCGCGAUGCGAGAAAUAGACUCAAGAGCGGUGGCGUCAACGCAAAUCUUUCGGCGUCAAAAAAGACGAUCAUGGUUUAUAUCGUUCUUGGUGUGUACACGGUCUGUUGGAUACCAUAUUACGCUAUACAAUUAUUAGUAACUGCAUUUCCUUCGGUGAUACUUCCUGACAAAUUUUUACUAACUGCAGCUGCGUUAUCGCUCAUCAAUUCGGCAUGUAACCCUAUUAUGUAUGCAUUAAUUACGAGCCAGUUCCGAAAUGGACUAAAACGCGUUUAUCGCCAGAUUCGACGCCACAUUUUUUCCGGCGACGCGCGGCAGGUUAAUCCAAAUGGACCACGCGGAGAUUCAAGAAGUUCAUGGACUUUUACAAGAUCCAGCGCAAAACGAUUUUUCGCAACGAGCCAAGAGGCAGCGAGACCAAAGCUUGUUAUCACAGACAUGAAUCCAGUCUGUGCGGUUAUUAGAGAGGAAAGUUCGAUGAACACAAAACCACCCUCGCCGCCCGAAGAAGCGCGGGGGACUGGAACCUUCCUCACUGUGUAUCCACUGACGUUACAAGUACCAACGGAACACAGGCAUACAAUAAGAAAAAAUCCCGAUAAGAACCCCAAGGAGUUAGAAGUUAAGAAAAAUGGAUGGAUAGGGGAGUAAUACUCGGAAACAUUUUUUCUUUUCUUCUAACGCUGGGCGGAUUGAUUACAUUUUGCGUGAGUGGUAACCUUAAAAUAAAGUGGAUAAUACCGGGCGGGUUUUGUUUGGUGUCUCUCUACAGAUGGCCCGAUAAAUGAAUAAUCAUUUUCUAUCAGAUGUAGUGAUAAAAUUUUCACGCAAGAUUCUGCGAUAAAGUAAAUCGAAUUGAUUAUUUCUCCUGCACGAAUUUACACUCCAGAAAUAUCAAAUACCGACUAAGUGUGAUAAUACAUUUUUCUCCGUUUUGCGCUUGCUUUGAAAGAGCCCGAAGGAUUAAGAUAGAGUCCAUUAUUUUGACUUGUAGUUUAUUUUAAAUCGUGACAAAUAACCCCAUAAUGAUGCUGACCACUCCUAGUGUUUUUAGGAGGAUAAUACUCCUAAAAAAAAAGAAGUAAAAAAAAGUGAAAGAACCUGUAAUUGUUUACUCGGAUUUUGGUUCCUUUUGAGUUAUUUUAAUAUACAGUGAUGACGUCUUUUGGUCACUUCAAUGAGUAGAUUUUGGUUUAAGCUUGAUGUCACGGGAGAAAUUUUAUCCCCGAAAACAUCAGACUUCCUCUCGGUAAAUGGUAAGAGAUAACAAUUUCAAAAAAUAUCUAUAAUAACUCGAAAAAGGCAGAUGCUUCGCUAAUUACGUGAGCUAAUUUUUUCGGCCAACAACUUUAUUGAAUCUAUAUUAUCUUUGUUUUAUUUGAUGAUUCAGGGAAGUGUCUUUUUAGUCCUUUUGAGUUUGGCUUUGUAAAGAGCCGAAACAUGUCCACUGCAGAACCCGCGGUUCAUCUUUAUAUUUCGUAGCACCUUUCUUUCCCAAGCUCCAGCGCAGAAAAAAAGUUACUUGGGAAAGUAGAAGGGUCGGAUGGUACAAAAUAGUCGCUUGGUACUAACUUUAUAUGGUUUACUUGAAUCGAUUAUCGCGUGUGAAACGCGUUGAGGGUAUUGUCAGUACGUCUGUUCAGUCAGCCUUGACGAGUCAGUUAUUCGGCCGGCCACUCGGCCAGUCAGCCAGUCAGCCAGUCAGUUAGUGUCAGUCGUUCAGUCAAACAGUAAGUCAGUCAGUCAGCCAGCUCCGAGUCGGUUAGUAUCAUGUAUAUCAAUACACAA
Stylophora pistillata is the source of this 2593-nucleotide messenger RNA. Its product is annotated as melatonin receptor type 1B-B. Gene Ontology annotation, cellular component: membrane. The record is from RefSeq and is a predicted model, not a curated record. Gene Ontology annotation, biological process: G protein-coupled receptor signaling pathway. Lineage: Eukaryota; Metazoa; Cnidaria; Anthozoa; Scleractinia; Pocilloporidae. Gene Ontology annotation, molecular function: G protein-coupled receptor activity.